Messenger RNA from Gongylonema pulchrum, 780 nucleotides. NCBI's taxonomy places the organism in Eukaryota, Metazoa, Nematoda, Chromadorea, Rhabditida, Gongylonematidae. The record is from the annotation of a GenBank genome assembly.
AUGGUGCAGGAUUAUGAAGUGAUCCGGAAUUUGUGGGAUGGUCGCGUGCCAGUGCAGUUUGUUCUGGACAAACUCGAAUUCUACCACUGUUCUGCAAAACCGUUUUGUAUAAUGAUCUCAAGAAUGAGUUAUUUCCCUUUGGUGCUACCACAAGUGCUGCAGUAUUUUAAUUCGGUCGUUGACCAAUUCGAUACGGAAACCGUUUGGCUGCAGUACAAUGGGAAGCCACUGAAAUGGCACUACCCUGUAGGCGUUUUAUUCGAUUUGUUGAAAAAGGAUGACUUUUUGCCAUGGACAGUGACCUUGAAAACAAAGGAUUUUCCCAAAGAAGUUAUGCGAUGUAAGGGGGAUAGCCUGGAGAGCUCAUUUAUUCAGUCAAUAAAGGAGGCCGAUCAACUGAAACAUAAAGCGAAAGUUAUGAAUUCAAUGAAAAUUGAUGAACACAGACAGCUUUGGAACAGUCUAGUGCACGAUAAAUUUGACGAAUUUUGGGCCGUAAACAAACAGCUGAUGGAAGCGAAUGUUAGUGGGCCAAUGUACCAUAUUCCAGUUCGUAUUUAUCAGGCCGAUUGUCCGUUUCGGCAGCCGUGUAUAACUCCUUAUGACGAAUCAGAGCAACCGCGAACUGUUGCUGAUGCACUGAAAGCCGUAAACAUUGAAAGAGCUGAGGAAGUUGUUUCUCAUGGUAUUAGGAUACCUGUAACGACGCCACUUAUUUGGAUGGCGCAAAAUCUUUCAUAUCUCGACAAUUUUAUUCAUAUUAUCGUACCUCCAAGUUGA